AUGUCCACAGUGUACAUAAUUGACGUUGAGAGCGGUAACUUAAGGAGCCUUACAAAUUCAAUCAAACAUCUCGGGAACUACAAAGUGGUGUACAUCCGAAAUCACGAUGAGUUCGAGAUGUAUAAUGAAGAUAUCGAGCUCUUAAUAUUUCCGGGGGUAGGUAAUUUUGGCCACUUCGUGAAGAAUCUUGAUGAGAGAGGUCUUAUGGAGCCCAUAAAGAACUACCUUGCCACUGGCAGGAAGUUGCUUGGUAUCUGUGUAGGUUUGCAGUGCCUAAUGAAAAGUUCUGAGGAAAGUCGAGGCGUGAGUGGAUUGGGUCUCUUGAACAUUGAGUUGUCAAAGUUUAACAAAGGUGACGAGCAAUUUUCUUUGAAAGGUCAGUCUAAAUCUGUUCCUCACAUUGGUUGGAGUCAUAACCAUAGAUAUUCUUCUCCUCAAGUCAUGGCUACUAUGAACGAGCCUCUUUACAGUAUAGGUACCGAAGACAAAUUUUACUUCGUGCACUCUUACGCUGCAAUAAUCGACUCUAAAGUAAAAGCUGAUUUACUUUCCGAAGCCGAGAAAGACGGCUGGAAAUUCGUUUUUUCCAAGUAUGGAUCAGAAGAGUUUAUUUCCGCAAUGUCUAAGGAUAAUUUCUUCGCUACGCAGUUCCACCCAGAAAAAUCCGGCAUUGCGGGUUUACGGGUUAUACAGGCGUUCUUGGAGGAGAAAGUACCACAUACAUCAUGCACGAAUAAAAGUUUUGUUCCCCACUCCGGAUAUCCAUCACGAAGAAUCAUUGCUUGUCUAGACGUGCGUUCAAAUGAUGAUGGAGAUCUAGUGGUAACCAAGGGUGACCAGUACGACGUUCGUGAAAAGUCAGAUACUCAAUCUGGUGAUGUUAGGAAUUUGGGAAAGCCAGUCGAACUUGCUACUAAGUAUUUUGAAGAUGGGGCUGAUGAAAUCACAUUUUUGAAUAUUACUUCAUUCAGGGAUUCUCCAUUGCAAGACUUGCCUAUGCUUGAGGUUCUUAAAUUGGCAGCACAGAAUAUUUUUGUUCCUCUUACUGUCGGCGGUGGCAUCAAAGAUAUGAUUGACCCUGUCACUGGUGAAAUCGUACCAGCGCUAAAAGUAGCAGAGCUCUAUUUCAAAUCAGGUGCAGAUAAGGUCAGCCUUGGCUCAGAAGCAGUCACAAUUGCUGAAGAAUAUUAUAGAAAUGGUAAGAUAAAGUCAGGAAAGUCGGCCAUUGAGCAAAUUUCAACCUGCUUCGGGAACCAAGCAGUUGUGAUAUCUGUUGAUCCUAGGAGAAAAUUUAUCAAGUCGCCGAAAGACACUAACAUGCAGUGUAUUCAAAUCUUUGAUGAGGAGAAGUACGGUCCCGACGGAGAGGAAUACUGUUAUUAUCAAGUGACCUCACAAGGAGGCAGGAAAGUCCAUGAAAUCGGAGCUUUGGAGUUGUGUGUCGCAUGCGAAGAACUUGGGGCGGGUGAAAUUUUGCUCAAUUCUAUAGACCAUGACGGAGGUAACAAAGGUUUCAACCUAGAACUCUUGAAACAAGUUAAAGAAAGCGUGUCGAUUCCAGUUAUCGCGAGUUCAGGUGCUGGAGCUCCACGUCAUUUCGCCGAUGUAUUUGAGAUGGAUUGUGGCAUUGAUGCUGCUUUGGGCGCGGAGUUCAAAUUCAUAUAUGAGCUUCCAAAGGGAAAAAUAUAUGAAUUUUUGGUUGACGACAUCAAGGGGCUCUAUCAUGAUGAGACUGCACAACGCUUUAGAGAGGAGUUUGGAAUAUCCAAAGAGUUUGAGAGGCAAUGGAUUUCUGUGGCUUUUUUUAAUCAUACAAAGAAAAAAUUGAAAACCCUUCAUUUAAUAGCUGAUACAAACUAUGACUUUCGGCGAGUCAAAUCAAUCUUUACAGGUUUUAAAAAGCUCAAGGAUGAUAUUGCUCAAAAUUUUUUUUUGAAUUUAAAUGAGCUUCGUGACUCAACUCGCAAUAUGGUCUUAGAGAAAGCGGAGUGUCAACCGCGGUCUGGUAGGGAGAGUCUUUCCUUGCAAGAUGUUGUGAAGUUUACCAAGCGCAUGAACAUCAACCUAGGUGAACGUCUCAUCUCGCAGGCUUUUAGACAAGCGUCGAGAAGUGAUCAAAUCUCAUGUGGAAAGUUACUGUUUGAGCAAUUUAAGAAUUUUGUGGAAAUUCUCAACGAACGCAAAGACCUUGACAUAAUUUGGCAGGAUAUAAUGAGGAGUAAGGCAAGCAUGAACUUUGAAGAAUUUCAGGAUUUUAUGAUACAUGAACAACACGAGGUGGUUGAGACAGGUAUUUUAAAAAAAUGGUUCUUAACAUUCGAUCGUGGAUACAAAGGCUCGUGGACGCAACAGGACUUGGAUGCAUUUUUACGUUCCAGAAUGUCAUCGCCCGUUUCCGAGCCCUACGCGAAGGAGGGGUAUUUUAGUAGACCUCUCAACGAAUAUUUCAUUCUAUCGUCUCACAACACAUACCUUCUAGGAAGACAAGUCAUGGGUGAGUCGUCCGUUGAAGGUUACAUCAAAGCUCUCCAACGUGGCUGUCGAUGUCUUGAAAUUGAUAUCUGGAACAGCGGGAAUGACGCGGAUCAUGAACCACUUGUUAACCAUGGCAGAACGUUCACCAAUGGCAUUUCAUUAAGAAAUGUGGUCAAAACCAUCAAAGCGUAUGCCUUCCAAGCGACACAGUUUCCGUUGAUUUUGAGCUUGGAGAAUCAUUGUUCACCUGAAUCGCAAAGGGAGGUCAUAUCAAUAUUGACGGAUACUUUUGGGAGCAUGCUUGUCACAGAGCCUUUGAACACAACUGCAUGCCUACCGAGUCCAGAUAGUUUGAAAUGUAGAGUUCUUCUCAAGGUUAAAAAAACCGACUUUUUCACAGCUACACAAGAUGACCAAUCCUUGAUGAUGAGCACAUCGACAACCGCUGCUCUGCUUAGUGAGGGUAACGAACAUCAGAACUCUAGUCUCAAAAUAAAACUACGGAAGAAAACCUCAACUAGGGCGGUAAUUCGACCUCUAAGUAAUUUGGGUGUCUACAUUCAAGGAAUCAAAUUCAGAAACUUUUCGCUUCCAGAGUCAAAAACAUUUAACCACUGCUUUUCCUUGAGCGAAAAGUCGAUUAAUAAUAUUCUCAAAGACGAAAACAAGCGUCAUUCUUUGGAUAAGCAUAAUCGAUUAUUCCUCAUGCGGAUCUAUCCAUCUAAAAUCAGGCUAAACUCAUCCAACUUCAAUCCGAUCAUAUACUGGAAUAAGGGUGUACAAAUGGUAGCCACUAAUUGGCAAACUUAUGAUCUUGGUCAACAGCUUAAUGAGGCAAUGUUCAAUGCUCCUUUAGGAGACGGGUACGUUUUGAAACCAAAGCGAUUGCGAGUACCAGUGUCAAAAUCUAACAGAUCCGAGACUACUAGUGACAUGAACAUACGGAAGCGUUUUACAAUCAGGAUAAUAAGUGCUCAUCAAUUACCCAAACCCGUGGAUUGGUCUGGUGAUAUCAAUCCAUUCUUAAGUUUAGAAAUUAUCGGAGCGAAAUACACCGCCUGGAAUUCUCGAAGUAAUCAUACAAGUAUAAUCGCGGGUAACGGCUUUAAUCCUAUUUGGAACGAGACAUUGUCUGGAACGUUUGACAGUGAAUCGGAACUCGUUUUUUUGAAAAUCACAGUUCUAUCAUCCAAUUCAACCAACGCAAUCGUAGAGCCUCAGGAGGUCGGUUUGGUGGUGCAAAACAUCUUUGAUGUGAAGGAAGGAUAUCGUUACUUUCAGCUCAAAGAUAUGUGUGGAGAGCAGCUACUUUAUUCAUCAAUUCUUGCCAAAAUAAGUGUCAUCUGA
Messenger RNA from Candidozyma auris, 3822 nucleotides. Its product is annotated as phosphatidylinositol phospholipase C. The record is from RefSeq and is a predicted model, not a curated record. Lineage: Eukaryota; Fungi; Ascomycota; Pichiomycetes; Serinales; Metschnikowiaceae. Gene Ontology annotation, molecular function: phosphatidylinositol-4,5-bisphosphate phospholipase C activity; imidazoleglycerol-phosphate synthase activity. Bases 1 to 3822 code for a protein of 1273 amino acids. The transcript has 2 exons. Gene Ontology annotation, biological process: phosphatidylinositol-mediated signaling; L-histidine biosynthetic process; lipid metabolic process.